UAAUAAGAAGAAGGUUAGAUAGGUUAUCAAAUUUCUAGGUUAUGGUUAGAAAAUAUAAAUGUCAAUAUUUUUACUCAAAGAAGGUAUUUAUUUAUUAAUACAUCUGAGAAAUUUCUGAAAUGAAAGAUGUUGAAAUUACUUCGACAGGUGAAAUUAAAAAAAGUCCCAAAAAAUGUUCAAGUAGUUUCCAUUUGUAGUCACAAUAAUACUAGAUAUUUUGAGAAAAACAGUAUCUGUGCACCUAACUUUUCAAUAGUUUGGGCGAGAAAAUUGGCUUUAAGUAAUUUUAGUACCAAUGUUGUAGAUGAGAUUGAUAGUAAUACAUUUGAGAAAGUUUGUGAAAAAACUUUAGAAUCUCUUACAGAUUUUUUUGAAGAAUUAGUUGAAUCCAAUGAUAAGUUAAAGUCAGCUGAUGUCUCCUACAGCAGUGGAGUAUUAACUGUAAAUUUAGGACAAUAUGGAACAUAUGUGAUAAAUAGGCAGUCACCAAAUAAACAAAUUUGGCUCAGUUCUCCCAAAUCUGGACCAAAGCGAUAUGAUUUCGAAACUAAUGGCAAUUAUUGGGUAUAUAAACAUGAUAUGAAGACAUUACAUGGAUUGUUGCAGAAAGAAUUGACAAAUAUACUAGGUGAAAAUAUUUAUUUAUCUGAUUGUGCAUAUUAUAAAUAAAUUUGUUAUUUUAA
Diabrotica virgifera virgifera (western corn rootworm) is the source of this 683-nucleotide messenger RNA. Its product is annotated as frataxin homolog, mitochondrial. NCBI's taxonomy places the organism in Eukaryota, Metazoa, Arthropoda, Insecta, Coleoptera, Chrysomelidae. Gene Ontology annotation, molecular function: ferroxidase activity; iron chaperone activity; 2 iron, 2 sulfur cluster binding. The record is from RefSeq and is a predicted model, not a curated record. Gene Ontology annotation, biological process: iron incorporation into metallo-sulfur cluster; intracellular iron ion homeostasis. The coding region runs from base 127 to 669 and encodes 180 amino acids. Gene Ontology annotation, cellular component: mitochondrion. The transcript has a single exon.